Penicillium canescens is the source of this 240-nucleotide messenger RNA. RefSeq lists its product as uncharacterized. The record is from RefSeq and is a predicted model, not a curated record. NCBI's taxonomy places the organism in Eukaryota, Fungi, Ascomycota, Eurotiomycetes, Eurotiales, Aspergillaceae. The transcript has a single exon. The coding region runs from base 1 to 240 and encodes 79 amino acids.
AUGUCUGUCAAGCGAAAGCUCAUCGUACAUAAAACUGGCACCAGCAACGAGGGGCAAUCUUACGGUCAUUUUCGUGACCCGUUCACAACACUCAAACCGUCUAUCUCUUUCGAUGCCCAGCUGUGCCGAGCCACCCAAGCCCAAUUUUCUAACUUCCUAACCAGUCUCCGAGCGAUCAACAAUCCAACAAGGGAACUUAUCAAGCGCCUUGACUUUGCCUUGCGCUCGGUCAAUCUGUAA